AUGUCGUCGGCAAACAACUCAGCCACAGUAUAUGGCGGAGAUGAAAUCAAUGCCAUUGUUCUAGAUGCGGGAAGUUUCAAUACCAGAAUUGGUUAUGCUGGGGACGAUUUCCCGAAAGUGAUUGUUCCGUCGUACUACGCCAAAACCAAAGACGGUAAAAAACUCUUUGGAGGAGCUAUUGAACACCCUCGAGCAGGAGCCGAGAUCAUUCCGAUCAUCAAGGACGGCAUGAUCAAUGACUGGGAAGGUGCCAUAGCUCAAUAUAAAUACUACUUUGAGGAGGUGUUGAAAUUGGACUAUCAAGAACAACCCAUUCUCAUUACUGAGCCCGUAUGGACCACCAAAGAGUACAGGCAAAAACUCGUGGAAACAUUUUACGAGAACUUCAACUUCCCAGCGUUGUACCUUGCUCGAACACCCGCAUGUAUUUCCUUUCAACAAGGGCGACUGAGUUGUCUUGUGGUUGAUGUGGGCCACGAUUCUGUAAGCGUUGUGCCUGUUGUUGAUGGUAUCUGCUUGCUCAAAAAUUCUAUGAAGACAAACUAUGGUGGUCAAUACUUGAACGACCAGAUUCGUGAUACGUUGACCUCCAAAUUUCCCGACUUAUCGCUUGUGCCAAAAUAUAAAGUGAAGGACAAGAAAGCGACAGUAUACCCCGAGGCAGCAAAUUAUACACCCAGAGAUAUCCCAGAAGAUAUAACUCAAUCUUUUGAUGAAUAUCAGCUGCAGAAAAUGUACAAUGAGUUUAAAGAGCUUUUGUUAGAAGUUCCCGAGAAGAAGUUGAACAGCAGCAACGCCAGCCAUGUGGCGACGAUGAAAGAGCAAUACUUACAAGACGACCAGAAGCGCAUGAUGGAGUUUCCCUCAGGCCAGUCCAUUGAGGUUUGUUUCGAGAGGUUUCAGAUCGCCGACUCAUUGUUUGAUCCAGGAAGCUAUCCGUUCAAAGAUGAGAAGCUUGUUGAAAAGUACCCUCCAAAUAACGGUGAAUUAAACAUCAGCAGCCCCUACGAUGACUACAGACCCAUCAAAAGAAGCAAGAAAAACGAAUCUGGUCAAUCGACACCAACGCCAGCGCCAGACAAUGGAGCUACCAAAACGAUAAGAGGUGUGACCCAGUUGAUCUCGCACACAAUCUCUUCUGUGGACAUUGAUUUGAGAACAUCGAUAGCCCAUAAUAUUAUUAUCACGGGAGGUGUUUCAUUGAUCCCGCAAUUGACAGAGCGCCUUCAUACUGAGUUGCUGAAUGCCAACCCAGGGUUGAAAAUCAGGCUUCAUGCCCUUGGAAACUCAAAUGAAAGAACGAAUCAAACAUGGAUUGGAGGAAGCGUUUUGGCAUCAUUGGGUACAUUCCACCAAAUGUGGGUCAGCAAGGCUGAGUAUGAUGAAGCAGGUGUAGGCAGAAUCUUCACUCAGAGAUUUAGAUAG
Clavispora lusitaniae ATCC 42720 is the source of this 1425-nucleotide messenger RNA. It is a transcript of the gene ARP4, whose product is annotated as Arp4p. The record is from RefSeq and is a predicted model, not a curated record. Gene Ontology annotation, biological process: regulation of transcription by RNA polymerase II; chromatin remodeling. NCBI's taxonomy places the organism in Eukaryota, Fungi, Ascomycota, Pichiomycetes, Serinales, Metschnikowiaceae. Gene Ontology annotation, cellular component: NuA4 histone acetyltransferase complex; SWI/SNF complex. Gene Ontology annotation, molecular function: chromatin binding.